Molecule: messenger RNA, 1992 nt
Organism: Corvus hawaiiensis (hawaiian crow)
Lineage: Eukaryota; Metazoa; Chordata; Aves; Passeriformes; Corvidae
Gene: CFAP100
Product: cilia and flagella associated protein 100
Exons: 14
Coding region: 66-1739 (557 amino acids)
Source: RefSeq, a predicted model, not a curated record
CAGGGUCAAAGACAGCAUCCUGACAUACAGCAUCAACAUCUAAAAGUCUCUCUUACAAAACUGAAAUGGAAACCCACCUUGCGCUGUCAGAAAGCACAGAAGAGGAAGAAGGAAACCCAAUGAAAAAUCCAUUUAAAGUCCCACCAGACACGGAACUUUUCUCAAUGAGGGACAAGGAAAUUAAAAAGGCACAGGCGGAACGUGAAAAGAGGAAGACUAUGAAAGUCCAUGAGAAAACUACUUACUCCACUAAAAUUAAGGCAAAAAGUGGGUUGAGGAGAGCUUUGAAAAGGGAAGAAGAAGAGGAGAGCAGAAAAGAGGCAACAUGUGAAGAGAGACUGAAAGUUCUUCAAGAGCUGCUUUCACGGAAGUUAGCCAUGAAAAAAGACUAUGCAUUAGACAGGGAGACUUUCCAUGGCUACCUACAGGACAGAAAACAAAUCUUUUUUCUUGAGUACACCAUUGCAGUAAAGCGAGGGGAGAUUGAAAGGAUGGAGAACAUAGCAAAGAACGAGGAAAAGAAACUGGAAAAGGCUGAGAGAAGGAUGGAGAAGGAUGCUGCCAUGUUUGAUGAGUUCCUGAAGGAGAACCAUAAUAGCUCUGUUGAAGCACUGAGAAUGGCCAAAAGAGAAACUUCAGCAAAGACAAAGAAAGUAACAGAGAUCCAGGGAAUCACUACCCAAAUAAAGAAAAUCCAAAGUGAUAUCUCCAGAUUGGAGGACACUCUGCAGGAGUACAAGAUGUACAGGGACAUCCUCUACCAGCUAUCUCCAAAAGAGUGGCAGGAGGAACACAGAAAAAGGCACGAAAAAGAAAAGGAUGUGAAAACAGAAUCCAGAGUUAAUGAAAGAAGUGCUGCACCUGCCCCCACCACCGAGCAGGACCAGGGUCUGACAGCCGGGACAAGCACUGCCCCUAGCAUCAGUUUUACGGAUAUGCCAAGUUCCCUGCUGUUCUCAGAAAGUUUGGAUUUCAGGUCACAUGAUGUCAUGCCACAGCUCAAACACUUCCUGAAGCCUCUUUUAUCAAGAGAACUAGGUUCAUUGGAGGAUGCAGAAAGUGAAAUCAGCUCGGAUGAAGACAAGGAGCCUGAGCUCUAUUUUACCAAUCCCGAACAAUUGCUGACUACUUUCAUGGAGAUGCAGGAUGAGAACAUAUCCUACAUCCAGAACUCCCAGGAUAUUGAGGAGAGCUGGAACAAGGUCCGACACACUUUCAUCACCACACAUGAAAGCAUGGAGAAGGAGUUGGCAGCGCUGAAACAGCAGGUAAACACCCUCCGAGCCACUGUCGCCAAGGAAGAAGAGAAAGUAGCCGAUCUGAAGCUCAAAGUCCAGCUCUUCUCCUCUGGAGAACACGAAGCUGAUGACCAGGACAAAAUUCUGACAAGCCUGAACAAGAAGGUGCUGGAAGUCUAUUUGCACUGCACUGGAGACAAUGAGACAAACCUGCCAACAGUAGAGAUGUUAAAGGUAAUAGAAAAAAAGCUCAAUGACUUGCUGGACAGCGUGGAGAGAAUCCCAGCAGCAAAGAUAGAAAAGGCUGUGAAAGCCAUAAGAAAGGAACAGAGGGCAAGGCUCAGAGAGGAAAAGCAGAGACAACUGAAGCAGCAGCAGGAUGAAGGAUUGAAAAGGGACAUGGAAAGAUCACAGCUACCUGAAGGAAAAAAGAACUUCAAGACAAUGGCCUUGCAUUCCAAUGCACCUGCCAGGAAGAAGAAAGAACAGCCAAGGAAAUAGAUAAGGAGAAGGAAGAACAAUUAUGUUAUUUCUCUUGAUGGCACAGCCUUAACCACAGCUCAUAGGGUUGAUGCUGUUCUGGAAGUCUUUUGUAGAUCUACAUUUUGUCAGUCUUUGCUCUGUUGAACUUUACUGUCCCAUGAAAUUUCCUUCUCCUACCCUAAGAUUCCAGAGAAAGUUUGCAACCCUUUUUCCCCUCCUUUGAUAUUUUGCCUAAGAAAAUAAAUUAAAAUUCUCUCAUUUUGCUUCCCAA